Molecule: messenger RNA, 333 nt
Organism: Peronospora matthiolae
Lineage: Eukaryota; Oomycota; Peronosporomycetes; Peronosporales; Peronosporaceae
Source: the annotation of a GenBank genome assembly
AUGCUCGAGACGGUGGAGAGUCACCGCAACGCCUUGAUCGUGGAGGUGUUUAAUCUCAUGAACGUGUUUCUUGAGUGGAAACUAACAUCGAAUCUUCAGGUGUUCACAUCGCUCCUGUCUAUCUACAUGCGCCGUCGUGAAGUAGGCAAUGCUGUUGCGCUCAUUGGUGCGAUGGAAGAGCAUGGUGUCGUUCAGCAUGUGAAGGCAAUCACGACUGUGGCGUUCAUUUGUGCAUCUCGCGGUGACUUGAAGGCUGUGUGUUACAGGUGGUAUCGUGAAUGGCCUGCGAGAACACACGAUGAUGACCAAGAUGAUGAUGACCAAGACAAAUGA